GGCGGAACCGGGAACACACGGUGUCUUCGUCGAUCGCGGCGCACACGUUACCGAACCGCGCGGCCACUCGAAUCUCGCUGCUCGCGGCUCCCGUCUGACAGUACGACGCGACGACGUAGUUAUAAUUUAUUAUACACGCGAUAUUUAAUAUAAUAUACUUAAUUCAGGUUUUAUUUCUUUUUAUUUUUCAUCAUAGUUAUUAUUCACSCGCACGUAAAUCGAACAGUUUUUUUGCGUUACGUAAAUAAUUCGUUUUUUGGUUUCGAUUUUUUAUACAAAUAUUGUAAUAUAUUUACACCGCAGUGAUGAUUAAAUUUAAUUGACCAUAGUCUCCACACGUGGAAAUCCAAUAAAUAUAAUUUACAACAAACCUUUAUAUUAGUAUAGGUACUCAUCACAUCGAAUUAUAACGUCGUUCUGUGCGUGGGUUUGUUUUUUUUUUAACUUCAACAUAGUUCCUUCAAGCAUGUUACAAGGCAUUACAAGAUCCGAACAAUCGGGCUUACUGCCUCAUCAUCACCACCAUCACCACCAUCACCAUCACCAAUCGUUGACCGCCCACCAUGGGAUCGGUACGGGAUCAGCGUGGCCGCCUAACCAUCACGACGAUCUCGCACACAAAGUUGGUAACACUGCUGAUUACGAUGGUAGGAUUAUUGCAACGCGUGAAUUAGACUUGGGACACAGUGGUGUUAAUCAGCUUGGUGGAGUGUUCGUUGGUGGUAGACCGUUACCAGACUCGACGCGACAGAAAAUCGUCGAACUAGCCCAUUCCGGAGCCAGACCCUGUGACAUAUCGAGAAUCCUACAGGUAUCCAAUGGAUGUGUGUCAAAAAUCUUAGGAAGGUAUUACGAAACCGGUUCUAUCAGGCCCAGAGCGAUUGGUGGUUCGAAGCCCAGGGUAGCAACAGCUGAAGUGGUGUCUAAGAUAUCUCAAUAUAAACGCGAAUGUCCGUCUAUAUUCGCUUGGGAAAUUCGCGAUCGACUGCUCCAAGAAGGCGUGUGUUCCAAUGACAACAUACCUAGCGUGUCUUCGAUCAACCGCGUGUUACGCAAUUUGGCGGCGCAAAAGGACCAGCAAACACCGGCGUCCGUGUCGCCAACUUGCAGCAGCACGGACGCCGUGUACGACAAGCUGAGACUGUUGAACGGUCAAGCGGCGGCGGCCGGCACAUGGCCUAGACCCAAUCCUUGGUAUCCACCAGCAUCUGGCGAUAACCCGUUCGGUCCGCUACAAUCGACCGGCCGCCUGAGUCCGAAUGCCGCCAACUGUACCGUCUUGCCCGACAUACUCGACAAAAAAGUUUUAGACUUGGACGGAGGUAUGGGAUCUGACGAAACGUGCACGUCCAUCGGAGAUAACUCCAACCACGACGGUUCUUUGAUUGGUGGAGCCACCGGAUCGGCCAACGACGACGACCAAGCGCGACUCAGGCUAAAGAGAAAACUGCAAAGAAACCGUACGUCGUUCACCAACGAUCAGAUAGAUAGUUUGGAAAAAGAAUUCGAACGGACACAUUAUCCAGAUGUAUUCGCUAGAGAGAGACUCGCAGGGAAAAUCGGAUUGCCAGAAGCAAGAAUACAAGUAUGGUUUUCGAACCGCCGGGCUAAGUGGCGACGAGAAGAAAAACUUCGCACCCAACGGCGUCCAAACUCUAAUCAAAAUCAAUCGAUGGACCCGCAAAAUCAACAACAGCAGCAGCAACAGCAACAGCAGCAACAACAACAAACAUCUCCAAAUAGGAUGAAUGGUUUUGCAAACAAUCCAGAUACCAAUCCAAAUAUGUACACAACUAUCGGCAACCACGACACGUUCAGUCCGAUGACGAUGAAUUUCGGUAUGCCCGGCGGCAACAACGAGAACGGUCUGUCACUGCCAAUCAUGGGCGGCCACCACGCCAUGGCCGGCGGCGGCGGAGGUGACCAGCGUGAUGCGUACGGCUGCAUGUCGAGGCCGACGUACGACACGUCGCCACCRCUGGCCAUUGGCGCACCCGGCUACCUGAGGCCACCCGUGUCACCUACGUCCAACAACAGUAGUCCGCCGACUCAUCACGCGGCCGCUGCUUACCAUCACCAUCCACCGCCCAUCAACGGACACCAUCCGCACCACCACGCGCACCACCAAUACAACAUGAACGGCUCAAACUCCACAGGUCUCAUAUCGCCCGGAGUUUCGGUGCCUAUCGCCGUACCUGGACACACGGCCGACCUGUCAUCGCAAUACUGGCCACGCUUGCAGUGACAUCAGCUUGUCAAAAUAUAACAACAACGACAAUAAUUAGGUUAUCAGACACGCGUACACGAUUAAUAUCAAUAAUUAUGUCAACGUUUCGGGCGUGUAUGUGGAAGCUGUGGACGCAAUUCUCGACGAACCGAUAAAAUUAUCGUAUUAGUUACGUAUUGUAAUAUAUUAUUACUUGGUAUAAUUACUGAGUAAUAUUAUGAUUUAUAUAACACAUUAGACGUACCACGUACCUACCAACACGAACGAUGUUAGACAAAUAGGAUGAGGUACAUAUUUAAAUAUUUAUAAUAUGUAAUUAUAAUUAACACUUAUUAACAUAAUAUUAGUAAUAUCAUUAUU
This is a messenger RNA of Diuraphis noxia (Russian wheat aphid), 2587 nucleotides long. RefSeq names its product paired box protein Pax-6-like. Lineage: Eukaryota; Metazoa; Arthropoda; Insecta; Hemiptera; Aphididae. The record is from RefSeq and is a predicted model, not a curated record. Gene Ontology annotation, biological process: regulation of transcription by RNA polymerase II; anatomical structure development. Gene Ontology annotation, molecular function: RNA polymerase II cis-regulatory region sequence-specific DNA binding; DNA-binding transcription factor activity, RNA polymerase II-specific.